Messenger RNA from Spinacia oleracea (spinach), 1764 nucleotides. RefSeq lists its product as uncharacterized. The record is from RefSeq and is a predicted model, not a curated record. The transcript is spliced from 2 exons. Bases 275 to 1462 code for a protein of 395 amino acids. Lineage: Eukaryota; Viridiplantae; Streptophyta; Magnoliopsida; Caryophyllales; Amaranthaceae.
UGUAAUUUUCCUCCAUACUGUGGGGCUUUUCUUUCUGCAUUCAACACCCAAUAGUCCAAUACUACAUCGCUCCUCUUUCUGUCUCUUCUUCACAAGAACCCUAAUUUAAUUCGUAAAACCUGUUUUCAAUUGAAUUGGGGAUUCUUGUUUUAAUUUUAAGAUUAUUGCAAUUCGUGGGAGCAGAAAUAAGGCGAAAUGGGGAAAUGGGAUCGACGGAAUUACGCGCGUCCAAGGCGCCGUUAUUAUCAAGAUUAUCAAUGGUCUCCUCCCAGAGAUGAACCUUGCCCUGACCCUGAGACUGUGGUGCUGUGAUCUGAAAUGUUACUUUACCCUCCAUACAUCAGAGGUUUGGCAGGAUAAUGUGCCAAUGUGGGAGAAGAAGUUUUGCUAUCUGGUGGGAAGGAUGCCGUGGAAGAAAGUAUUGAGUACAAAGAACUUCAUGAAUUGCCAUAGUAAUAGUAAUGUGUUAAGCUGGGAUGAUUCUGCUGGAGAAGAGGCAUUUAAUAUUGCCAAAACACGCUUUUGGGAAGAGACCAAUGGCCUUUCAUGUGAAACCCAACUCCCUAAUCCAGAUAUGUAUAUUGAUGAAAUAAAUUGGAACCCUUAUAUAGAUCCAGAUAUAGCAAAGGAGUUAGAUAAAGCGUACUUCAAUCCAGAUGAUAAGUAUCAUUUACCUUAUACUAAUAGAUCAAAAGGAGGAAAUUGUGAACGGGCUGCUGAUGUUGAUGAUCAUCGGGAACAUGGUUAUGUACAGAAAAAUAAAGCAUCAGGGUGGGGCCAGUGGGAUAGUUCUGAUAAUGGCGCAAGCAAGUCAAAUAAAGAUGAUGACCCUUGGGAUUGUCAUCACAUACACAAUGAUGGAGCUGUCAAGGAUAAAGCUACAGGUUGGAAUCAGUUGGAUAAUUCCGUUAAUCAUACAAGCAAGUUGAAAAGUGAUAAAGAAGAUCCUUGGGAAAACCAUUGCAGUCGGGGGAAUGAAGUUGUUAAGGAUAAUACCUGCGGAGGUGAAUGGGGUAUUCCCCCGGAUUUACGACCAAAUAAAUACACUGAAAUGUCGAGUAACUUGCAUGCUGAUGGUAACGCAUGGAGAAAAGAAAGCUCUGGUUGGCAAGACUGUGGAGCAAGUUCAAGGAGUUGGAAACAAGAGACAGAAGAGGUACACAGUACCAGCUAUUGGAGUAACAGUAAUAGAAAUAGACCUCAAGAAUAUCGGGGUAGCAGAAUGCCAAAUGGUAGGAGCAGCCAGUGGGGACAAAAACCAAGGGAUAAGUAUAACUGGGGGCCGAAAGAUUCCAUAAAUAUCCAUAGAGGACAAGGACACGUCACUUCAGGUUGCCGAAAAAGAGAAGGCCCUGAUCACUAUGUAGCAAACCAUAAGGGCCCAAGGUUACAAAGGGAUGACCAACCAUCUGUUUACUGGAAUGAAGGUAACAAUAGGAGGUUUAAUUUUCAAGGGCAAUGAUCUUAUUAAUUGGGCAUUUCCUAAUUUUGGGUGCAUAUCCAGCCUUUUUUGUUUUUUUUUUUUUGUUUUUUUUUUUGUGGCAAGCACAUUAUAUAUUAGGUCGAGAGUAUAUAUCAGGUGCUGGUGAAACUUGUCAUUGUAUCCAUGGAUGGAGCGAGGAUAGUACGUUAGGUUAGAUAGUGACACACCUUUUAAAUGUGGUGUCUAUGUGAUCUUAUGUAGCAAUCCACAUGUUUUGGUUUUUGUAUGUUUAGAAAUUAUAUGAAGUAUUUGGUUAUAGAUGUGGUGUCACUGUGAUUUUA